GUUUUAAGUUUACACUUUACGAUUGGCGAUUUCUAUUUUGUAGAUUCGCAAUAUGAAUAAUGUAAAUUGUUAAUAAACUUAUCAAUAAAAAUAAAAAUACUGCUGGCUUGUUGUAAUCCUCCAAUUUGAGAGAAAAUAUCUGCACUUACUUUUAGUGUUGUUUUAUUAAAUAAGAUUUUUACAUACUAAAUCAAAAUAACACCAGUCCUGGAGACUACGUCCUUGAAAAUGCCAGCAGUUACUUCAACAACUGCUGAAGAACAAAAUGAGGGCGAUCAGAAGAUGUGGAAUGCUCUCAAACGCUACAUUAUACGAGAGAGACAAAGAAAAAAAGAAGAAUAUGAAGCAGAGGUGGAGGAGGAGAGACUAAGAAAAGAGCGGGAAGCUAGAGAACGACAAGAUGUUAUGACACUUGAGGAAACAAAGGAGCAAAUCGAACAACUUGAACAAAAGUUAAAACAAUUAGAAAAAGAGAAACAACAACUGUUUAUGCAGUUGAAGCGAGUACUGAAUGAGGAUGAGGUUAGAAAGAGACAACAACAAAAGGAAGCAAAUGAAAUGCAACCAAUGAAAAUGCCAAUGGGUAAUAUACAAAUGCCAAUGUUUCCGAUGCCAUCCCAGGGUCAAGGGGAGCCACCACCUCAAGGCCGACCACCUCAUCUUAAUUCUCACAUGCUUAAUAAGAAAUCGUACUCAAAGUACAAAUUGUUUCCACAACAGCAAACUAUUGUACGUGGUCCCAUACAGUCUGGUGUCAAGCGGCAGAGGUCCCCCUCACCAACAUACGCCUUAUAUGCCCAUCGGUUACACCAGCCCGCUAUGAAACAGCACAAUGUAUACUCGGAUCAUAAAGUUGAAGAUGGUCGAAUGGGCCGCCAAAUGGCUCGAGCGGUUUUGUGGAACAAAACAUCUCAAUAUGCGUCAAACGUCAGUGGUUCCGGUGUUUCCUCUGGGGGGUACUACGCGAUGCCGACAAGCGUAGUGGGCGUGGUCACUGAGCGUCCACCGCCCCUGCUCUAUGCUCAUCAUGCGCAUACUCCCCACACUCCACACACCCCCCAUACCCCACAUCAUUCGAACUUGAUGUAUGCGCCGGCGCCCCAGUCGCAGCUAUAUAUGGAUAUGCUGAAGAAUAGGGAGGGGCAGCAACAUCCGGAACCCAAGAAGGAUCAGCAGGCUCCACAAGUAUUAAUAGGGUUAAGUGAAGCUCACCACCCGGCAGUUAGUAGCGGAGUGGUUUAUGCGCAACCGCCCGUGUCCCGUCAUCUGGCCAUACAUCAACCGCAACACAACACAAUACAGGCAAAACCUGGCAGCAUUACUCAAGGCUAUCCCGUUCAGCAGUCAAAUCCAAACGUACAAAACCCAAAUAUAUAUCCCAGCAGACAUCGUUAUUAGCUGGUUAUCAAACAGACCACGAAAUCCCGAAAGAUUUAGACGGUUUUGUAGUGAUUCGUAAAUGUUGUAUUAAAAUAUAUAUAUAAAAAUGCGUACUUUUAUUAUUUAAUGAUAGAUGUGUAAAGGAAAUAUAUUUUUAACAAAAAAGAGGGUAUUCUUUGGGUCAUCAUCCUCGUAAAGGUCGUGAACUCACAUUUGACCUAUCAGCUGUUAAUCAGCGAAGAAUUUUUUUUACAGUGACAGCGUUCGUAAUGGUUUUAUUAUGUUUUAAUGUAGUUAGGGUGGAUAUUAAUGGUAUAGAUAAGUAAAUUAUUGUGUUUUGUCAACUUAGAACCAAUAAUAUUAAUUAUUAAUAUACAUAUCAACAAAUAACCAUUCGUUUUAAAAACGGGUAAUGCAAUUUCGAUACUAUAUUUUUCGACCUUUGUAUUUUUUGAAGUUGGUUAAAACGUCUUGACAUGUAUCCGGUUCCUGGGAGUAUAUACAAAAUAUAAUAAUCAAAAAAUCAUGGUUCAGAAACAAUCAUAAUAACUAGAGAAAAAUAACGUUUUCUUUAAACCCUAAGUGAUGAAAGGAAGGAAUAGUGAAGAAAUUCAUCAUUUGGACAAACUAUAGCGUAUACUAUAGGUAUAUGUGCGAUUGUACGCUGUAGUAUGGUGCGGGUGACAAUUUCAGUAACGUUUCGUUUCAUUCUUGAAAGUUGCCGCGAUUUACAAAGUAUUUCAGCUGUACCACAUUCGUAAUAUAUUAAAUACAUAACUGUAGUAACUUAAAUUUUACCCAGCCAGAAUGUUCUAGUCUACAAAUAAAAUCCAAUUGAAAGAAAAAUUAAACAACAGUCACCCGCACCAUGGUACGCACAUAGGAUAAUGACACUUAAUUUAUUUAUGUAGAUUCAAUGUUAUAUAUAAGUUACUUAACAGUAUAAAUCUAUAAAAGGAAAUUAUGUAAUUUCUUAUCAAAACUGUUUCUAAUCUUUUUGACUCAUACAGAUAUGAUAAACUGUUCCAAGUGCCAAGUCAUUUAUUGAUCUUAUAAGAUGAUAAUAUCUCUUUUAUGACGAUUAUCAUAAUUAAUUAUAUCAAUUCUCGAUUACGCUGUGUGUUUUCCAGAUAUAACCGAACACCAGGUUGAUAAGUUGGAGCACAAAAUAUAUUUAUCAGAUUCAUAUUUGGACUUCCUAAAUUUGACUUUUCGGAGUUCCGAAGAAUUCGCAAUUCGAUUGCGGCGCAAGAUGCACAUUUUACAACUUUCUCUACUUCUGUUCCUUUUAAUCCUAAAAUUCCUAGUUGCUUAAAGCAACAUUUUAUGUUCUCUGGCGGUAGUUUUAAUUUGCGUUCCUUUGACAAUCUUAUUCCGGAAGAAAUCGCCCGUUGCCUAAUAACUUAUGUAAUCUCCUUUUUAACGUUAAGGUACCUAACGAAGUGUAAAUAAAUAAUAUACUAUAAAUAACAUUGCAUUGCGGUUGAUUUUAAUUGAUAUUUCCCAAAUGCAGCUGUUAAUUGUUGAAUCUAUUUCAAAAAAAGUUGUCAUAAUAACAAAAAAUUUAAAAUGGCCGGUAAACUUUCAUGAUGUUGAGAUGGCCGCUAUAACGUCGAAAGGCGCCAAAAUAAAUUAUUAUAUUCUGUUCUUCGCCAGUAACUUAUACGACUAUUUAUUGUACAUGAUUACUGUUGUAGGUAUUACUAAACGAUAUAUUGUAGAAUAAUUAUAAAAUAAUAUAUUUUUGCGUGAUACCUAACUUAUCAAUAAGGUAUCGAUGUAAGAAAAAUUCUUAGUUAUCAAACAAUAUAAGAAUACGGCAAGAGUCGCGUACUCAUUUGUAAGUAGCUCUUAUAAUUAUUUAUUAAGUAAUAUAUUAUGUACGGGAAGAUAAGCUAUUUGGUGGAAGAAAUAAAAACAUAUUAACAA
This is a messenger RNA of Pieris napi, 3309 nucleotides long. Its product is annotated as MADS-box MEF2 type transcription factor MIG1. Gene Ontology annotation, cellular component: transcription regulator complex. The record is from RefSeq and is a predicted model, not a curated record. Bases 229 to 1398 code for a protein of 389 amino acids. Gene Ontology annotation, molecular function: transcription coregulator activity. Gene Ontology annotation, biological process: regulation of transcription by RNA polymerase II. Lineage: Eukaryota; Metazoa; Arthropoda; Insecta; Lepidoptera; Pieridae. The transcript is spliced from 9 exons.